This is a messenger RNA of Bipolaris oryzae ATCC 44560, 540 nucleotides long. RefSeq lists its product as uncharacterized. Gene Ontology annotation, biological process: cell motility; actin filament severing; actin filament depolymerization. Gene Ontology annotation, cellular component: actin cytoskeleton; cytoplasm; actin cortical patch. Gene Ontology annotation, molecular function: actin filament binding. Lineage: Eukaryota; Fungi; Ascomycota; Dothideomycetes; Pleosporales; Pleosporaceae. The transcript has 3 exons. The record is from RefSeq and is a predicted model, not a curated record. The annotation marks the transcript as partial.
CCUGAUGACGAAGCUAACAGGCAACACAGUACUGAUAAAGCUGCCUGGUGUCUUGAACUUCCCUUUCGCAUCCUCAACACUUUACACACAACAUCAUGUGUCUCCGUCUCUCCCGAGUGCAUUAGCACCUUCAACGAGCUCAAGCUCGGCAAGGAUAUCAAGUGGAUCAUCUACAAGAUCAGCGAUGACUGGAAGGAGAUCGUCGUCGAAGAGACUUCCAAGGAGGCCAACUUUGACGUAUUCCGCGAGAAGCUUCUCAACGCCAAGAGCAAGGACCGCAAGGGUAAAGAGGGCAUUGGCGGUCGCUAUGCCGUCUUCGAUGUUGAAUACGACCUUGAUAGUGGUGAGGGAUCAAGGAGCAAGAUCACCUUUAUUAGCUGGACGCCCGAUGAUGCGCCACAAUACCCCCGCAUGAUGUACUCAUCUUCCAAGGAAGCCAUCAAGCGCUCUCUCAACGGUCUCGCUGCCGACAUCCAAGCCAACGACGCCGACGACCUCGAGUUUGAGAACAUCAAGAGCCGUGUCUCCAAGGGCCGUUAA